Molecule: messenger RNA, 546 nt
Organism: Cornus florida
Lineage: Eukaryota; Viridiplantae; Streptophyta; Magnoliopsida; Cornales; Cornaceae
Product: putative phytosulfokines 6
Exons: 3
Coding region: 90-392 (100 amino acids)
Biological process (GO): cell population proliferation
Cellular component (GO): extracellular region
Molecular function (GO): growth factor activity
Source: RefSeq, a predicted model, not a curated record
AAUUAUAUAUACAACACAAAUCUUCAACACCCUCCUACAACCCUCCUCUCUAAGCUUGCAUCUAUCUCUCUCUAAAAAAAUCUGAAGCCAUGAAGCAAAUUCAGCAUGCACUUCUCAUCUUCCUCUUUCUUUUCCUACUCAUCUUCUCCCACUCAACAGCAUCUGCUCGUCUCCUGCCACCCCAUCAAGGUGAAGAGAUGAUGACAGCAGAUGGGAUGAGUCAUGAUGCAGGUUUACCCAUAAAGACAGAAGAAGACGAUCUCUUUAAUCUAAUGGGAUUGGAGGAAUGUGAUGAUGAGAAAGAUGAUGGAUGUCUGAAGAGAAGGGUGGUUGCAGAGGCUCACCUGGACUACAUUUACACCCAACGCCAUAAGCCCAAGGCUUCUCCAUAAAAUAUAUAUGCUCCUUGCUUAAUGAACUAAUUCAUGUAGUCUUUUAUUUAUGAAUUAAUGGAGAUCAUGAUAUGUAAUGCAACUCUAUAUGCAGUAUUUACAUAAUAUGUACAUCAAAUAUUAGUUAUGCAACUCUACUACUCUUUCUUAUUUA